GUAGCAAAUUGAACCAAACCUCAAAUUCUUUACUCACUUCAAGAAUCAUCGAAGACUCGAUCUUUUCUUCUCCCAUGGCUCCCAAGCGCCUCCUCCAAGACCCUCCCGCUGCUUCAUCAAUGGAGGAAGACUCCGACGCAGAGACCCUGGAUGAAGAAGAACAAGAAGAAGAAGAAGAAGAGGAACAAAACGACGCCGUUCAAGAAAAAUCUGAUGAGGAAGAGGAAGAGGAAGAAGAAGAAGAAGAGGAGGAGGAGGAGGAAGAGGAGAAUGUGAAUGCUAAGAAGCCCGUUGUGAUUCCCUCAUCAUCAGCUGUUCCAAACCCUCAAUCGGAAUCGGCCUCCUCCUCCGACGACGACGCCGCCGGGUCGGAGACCGAGUCCGACGACAUCAACCACUCUCCAUCCGCUUCCGAUUUCACCGUCAAGCCCAUUGUCUCCAAGCCCGUGAAUGACUCCUCCUCCGCCAAGCCCACCAAGAAGUCCGCUCCGGCUCCGGCGAAGCCCGCUCCCGGGUCGAAGCGCCCGGCCGAGAGCGAUCCGACUCCGAAUGACUCGAAGAAGAAGAAGGGCGGCGCCAACGGCGGAGACGAUGAGGACACCAAAAAGGGUCGGCUUUGGGGCGAGGACGAUGAGAUUGCGAUCCUGAAGGGGAUGAUAGACUUCAAGGCCAAGAAGGGGAUCGACCCGUCUAGUAAUAUGGGCGCGUUCCAUGAGUUCUUGAAGAGAAGCUUGAAGGCUGACGUCAGCAAGAACCAGUUGAUGGAUAAGACCAGGAGGUUGAAGAAGAAGUACCAUACCAAUGCUGAGAAGGGCGAGAAUGGGGAGGGCCCGGUGUUUUCGAAAGCGCACGAGUCGAAGUCGUUUGAUUUGUCGAAGAAGAUUUGGGGUGCUGAGGCUAAUGGGGGAGAUGAUAGUGCAAAGAACAGUAGGAAGAAGCCGAGGAAGAGUGCCAAGGCUAACAACAACAACAACUCUUCUACAGUCUUGGCAUUGCCUGUUUCGGAUGCUGGGGCUGAGAGGAGUGUGGAGAAGAAAGUAAAAGCGGAGGAGAUGAAUGUUGCUAAUGGCGGAGUUAAGGCUGAGCCGGAUGACUUUUGGUCCAAGUACCCAUCGCUGAGUGAUUCUUUGGAGCUUGGAAAUUGCUCAUCGAGGUGGGAGGGUUUGGAGAGAGUUAUGAGUCAGAAAAUGCCUUCAAUUGGGAGCUCAAAGGCUAAAGAGUUGGAUGAUAGGUGGAGGAAGUUGCAGGUCUUAGAGAUGGAGUUAUCUGUCAAGAAGCUUGAUUUGAUGCAUGAACAGGCCAAGCUUUUAUUGGAUGGGAUAAAGUCGCGGAAGGAUUAGAUGUUUGCUUGGAGGUAUAACUUAUGGUUUUGUUGGAGUUUAUGAUAAUAUUUUGAGUUGAAAACUUAGUACAGGUUUCUGAUGGUGGGACUGUUUUGUUUCAUCCAUGGAGGUUCUCAAGUUUUGUUUUGCUAUUAGCCUUGGUAUACAUCUGUUACAUGAAGAAUUGGAGACUUAUUUGCCUAUAAUUAUAAUUCUAAGUAGUUUUCCCUGA
Molecule: messenger RNA, 1554 nt
Organism: Rosa rugosa (rugosa rose)
Lineage: Eukaryota; Viridiplantae; Streptophyta; Magnoliopsida; Rosales; Rosaceae
Product: STOREKEEPER protein-like
Exons: 1
Coding region: 75-1340 (421 amino acids)
Biological process (GO): regulation of DNA-templated transcription
Cellular component (GO): nucleus
Source: RefSeq, a predicted model, not a curated record